CUCGCCCUGCUCGCGGCCGGCGCCGCCCUCAGCUGGGAUCUCCCGCAGCCGCGCCUGCGGGGCAGCAGAAUCCGGGUGCACCCGCGGGGCAACCUCUGGGCCACCGGGCACUUCAUGGGCAAGAAGAGUCUGGAGCCCCCUAGCCCAUCCCUACAGGGGACAGCUCCCCACAUCCACCUGGGGGACCAGAGACUGCAGCUGAGUCAUGAUCUGCUCAGGAUCCUCCUGCUGAAGAAAGCUCUGGGCGUGAGCCCCCGAGGCCCGGCACCUCACACCCAGGAGGCCGCUGGUGCAAAUGCUGCAGGAGUGACGCCGUUAGUGAGGACACAGCGCCAAGGCUCAGACUGUGCCCACCCGGGAAAGAUGCUGAAUGGGACCCUGGCGGUGGCCCCAUUUGGAUGUAAAUCCUGGGCUGGAAUCUCUGUUGCUCCAUUACUGUGAUUUCUGGUCGGGCCACCAGGCAUGUCGCCAAUGCAGACACAAGUUAUGUUCCUGCUGAAGUUGUGAAUAAAACCCUGCUCUUUACACAGAA
Miniopterus natalensis is the source of this 532-nucleotide messenger RNA. RefSeq names its product neuromedin B (gene NMB). Gene Ontology annotation, biological process: positive regulation of hormone secretion; neuropeptide signaling pathway. The record is from RefSeq and is a predicted model, not a curated record. Gene Ontology annotation, molecular function: neuromedin B receptor binding; neuropeptide hormone activity. NCBI's taxonomy places the organism in Eukaryota, Metazoa, Chordata, Mammalia, Chiroptera, Miniopteridae. Gene Ontology annotation, cellular component: neuron projection.